Nakaseomyces glabratus is the source of this 1842-nucleotide messenger RNA. RefSeq names its product Hsp70 family ATPase SSB1 (gene SSB1). Lineage: Eukaryota; Fungi; Ascomycota; Saccharomycetes; Saccharomycetales; Saccharomycetaceae. Gene Ontology annotation, molecular function: ATP binding; ATP-dependent protein folding chaperone. Gene Ontology annotation, cellular component: cytoplasm; plasma membrane; cytosol. The record is from RefSeq and is a predicted model, not a curated record.
AUGGCUGACGGUGUUUUCCAAGGUGCUAUUGGUAUCGAUUUGGGUACUACUUACUCAUGUGUUGCUACAUAUGAAUCCUCUGUUGAAAUUAUUGCCAACGAGCAAGGUAACCGUGUUACCCCAUCUUUCGUUGCCUUCACUCCAGAAGAGAGAUUGAUCGGUGAUGCCGCUAAGAACCAGGCUGCUUUGAACCCAAAGAACACCGUCUUCGACGCCAAGAGAUUGAUCGGUCGUCGUUUCGACGAGGAGUCUGUCCAGAACGACAUGAAGACCUGGCCUUUCAAGGUUGUCGAUGUCGAUGGUGCUCCAGUUAUCGAAGUCGAAUACUUGGGUGAGAACAAGCAAUUCUCCCCACAAGAAAUCUCCUCCAUGGUCUUGACCAAGAUGAAGGAAAUCGCUGAGGCUAAGAUCGGUAAGAAGGUCGAAAAGGCUGUCAUCACCGUCCCAGCUUAUUUCAAUGACGCUCAAAGACAAGCUACCAAGGAUGCUGGUGCCAUCUCUGGUCUAAACGUCUUGCGUAUCAUCAACGAACCUACCGCCGCUGCCAUCGCUUACGGUCUAGGUGCCGGUAAGUCUGACAAGGAAAGACACGUCCUGAUCUUCGAUUUGGGUGGUGGUACUUUCGAUGUCUCUUUGUUGCACAUUGCUGGCGGUGUCUACACUGUCAAGUCCACCUCCGGUAACACUCACUUGGGUGGUCAAGAUUUCGACACCAACUUGUUGGAACACUUCAAGGGUGAAUUCAAGAAGAAGACUGGUUUGGACAUCUCCAACGAUGCCAGAGCUUUGAGAAGACUAAGAACUGCUGCUGAAAGAGCUAAGAGAACUUUGUCCUCCGUCACCCAAACCACCGUCGAAGUCGACUCCUUGUUCGAAGGUGAAGACUUCGAAGCCUCUUUGACCAGAGCUAGAUUCGAAGACUUGAACGCCGCUUUGUUCAAGUCCACUUUGGAACCAGUUGAACAAGUCUUGAAGGAUGCUAAGAUCUCUAAGUCUCAAAUCGACGAAGUCGUUUUGGUCGGUGGUUCUACCAGAAUUCCAAAGGUCCAAAAGCUAUUGUCUGACUACUUCGACGGUAAGCAAUUGGAAAAGUCUAUCAACCCAGAUGAAGCCGUCGCUUACGGUGCCGCUGUUCAAGGUGCUAUCUUGACCGGUCAAUCCACCUCCGACGAAACCAAGGACCUAUUGUUGUUGGAUGUCGCUCCAUUGUCUUUGGGUGUUGGUAUGCAAGGUGACAUCUUCGGUGUCGUUGUCCCAAGAAACACCACUGUCCCAACCAUCAAGAGAAGAACUUUCACCACUGUCGGUGACAACCAAACCACCGUUCAAUUCCCAGUUUACCAAGGUGAACGUGUUAACUGUAAGGAAAACACUUUGUUGGGUGAAUUCGACUUGAAGAACAUCCCACCAAUGCCAGCUGGUGAGCCAGUCUUGGAAGCUAUCUUCGAAGUCGAUGCCAACGGUAUCUUGAAGGUCACUGCCGUUGAAAAGUCCACUGGUAAGUCCGCUAACAUUACCAUCUCCAACGCUGUUGGUAGAUUGUCUUCUGAAGACAUUGAAAAGAUGGUUAACCAAGCCGAAGAAUUCAAGGCUGCUGACGAAGCUUUCGCCAAGAGACACGAAGCUAAGCAAAGAUUGGAAUCUUACGUUGCUUCCAUCGAACAAACCGUCACUGACCCAGUCUUGUCUUCCAAGUUGAAGAGAGGUUCUAAGACUAAGAUUGAAGCUGCUUUGGCUGACGCUUUGAGUGCUCUACAAAUCGAAGAUGGUAGCGCUGAAGAAUACAGAAAGGCUGAAGUUGGUUUGAAGAGAGUUGUCACCAAGGCUAUGUCUUCCCGUUAA